AUGUCUAAAAUUGUUAAGAAAAAGGAAAAGAAGGCUGUCAAUGAAUUAACUUCUUUGGCCGAAAAGAUUAAGGCAAAAGCUCUGGAAAACCAAAAGAAGCUUAUAGAUGCAGAAAAAGAAAGUGAUACAGAGUCUGGUUCUGAAGAAGAUACUACCACCGAAAAGAAAAAAGCUUUGAAAUCAAAAAGUAAAUCUACCGCGUCAACGGAAAAUGAAAAUGCUAAUGAAAGUGAAUCUUUUGAAUCCUUUAGCGAACUAAAUUUGGUCCCCGAAUUAAUUCAAGCUUGUAAAAACUUGAAUUAUUCCAAGCCUACUCCUAUUCAAUCCAAGUCAAUCCCUCCAGCGUUAGAAGGCCAUGAUAUAAUUGGACUUGCGCAAACAGGUUCCGGUAAGACUGCAGCAUUUGCUAUCCCCAUUUUAAAUCGUUUAUGGCAUGAUCAGGAGCCAUACUAUGCGUGCAUUCUUGCUCCAACAAGAGAACUAGCACAGCAGAUUAAAGAAACCUUUGAUUCGUUGGGGUCCUUAAUGGGUGUGAGGUCAACAUGUAUUGUGGGUGGUAUGAACAUGAUGGACCAAGCCAGAGAUCUGAUGAGAAAGCCACAUAUUAUCAUUGCCACACCAGGUAGAUUAAUGGAUCAUUUGGAAAACACCAAGGGAUUUUCACUAAGGAAACUGAAAUUCUUGGUUAUGGAUGAAGCCGAUAGAUUAUUAGAUAUGGAAUUCGGACCUGUUCUUGAUAGAAUUUUAAAAAUCAUUCCAACCCAAGAAAGAACUACUUAUCUAUUUUCUGCCACUAUGACUUCCAAAAUUGAUAAAUUACAAAGAGCAAGUUUAACGAAUCCUGUAAAGUGUGCCGUAUCAAACAAAUACCAAACCGUAGAUACGUUAGUACAAACACUAAUGGUUGUUCCAGGUGGUCUUAAGAACACAUACCUAAUUUAUUUAUUAAAUGAAUUCAUUGGGAAGACAAUGAUCAUCUUUACAAGAACAAAGGCCAAUGCGGAAAGAUUGUGUGGAUUAUGUAAUUUGUUGGAGUUUAGCGCCACUGCGUUACAUGGCGAUUUGAACCAAAACCAAAGGAUGGGGGCUCUAGAUCUUUUCAAGGCAGGUAAAAGAUCUAUUCUUGUGGCUACCGAUGUGGCUGCUAGAGGGCUAGAUAUCCCAUCAGUGGAUAUAGUUGUGAACUACGAUAUUCCUGUGGAUUCCAAGUCCUACAUUCAUAGAGUGGGGAGAACCGCAAGAGCUGGUAGGUCAGGAAAAUCCAUCUCGCUAGUAUCACAGUAUGAUCUAGAGUUGAUCUUAAGAAUCGAAGAAGUUUUGGGUAAGAAACUACCGAAGGAAAGUGUAGACAAAAACAUCAUAUUGACCCUAAGAGAUUCUGUAGAUAAGGCUAACGGGGAAGUUGUUAUGGAAAUGAACAGAAGAAACAAGGAGAAGAUUGCCAGAGGUAAGGGAAGAAGAGGAAGAAUGAUGACAAGAGAAAAUAUGGAUAUGGGAGAAAGGUAA
Saccharomyces paradoxus is the source of this 1506-nucleotide messenger RNA. It is a transcript of the gene RRP3, whose product is annotated as RNA-dependent ATPase RRP3. The transcript has a single exon. Bases 1 to 1506 code for a protein of 501 amino acids. NCBI's taxonomy places the organism in Eukaryota, Fungi, Ascomycota, Saccharomycetes, Saccharomycetales, Saccharomycetaceae. Gene Ontology annotation, molecular function: ATP binding; nucleic acid binding; RNA helicase activity. The record is from RefSeq and is a predicted model, not a curated record.